GGCCUGGCGCUGUUAGCGCCCUGACAUUUGGGGAAAGCAGGUGAACCCAGCACCCGGCCCCACUCGGACAGCAGUAUCAAAGGGGAGGAUCCUGCCCUUUUAGAGGUUCUUUCUGGCUCCUGCUGCGGGAGUCCCCAGUCAUGGUCCCCAGAAGCCCCUCAGAGCCCACAGAUACUGGGCCCCAUCGCGGCCGCCGGAGCCCGCCCUCUGCAUCCUCCGGGCAGCGGGUGUGAAGCGGCCUCCUGCAGCGCCGGCCCCUCCCCCAUGGAGGAGGAGGAGGGGGCGGCGGUCAAGGAGUGGGGUACCCCCGCGGGGCCCGUCUGGACCGCAGUGUUCGACUACGAGGCGGCGGGUGAAGAGGAGUUGACCCUGCGGAGGGGCGACCGCGUCCAGGUGCUUUCCCAGGACUGUGCCGUGUCCGGCGACGAGGGCUGGUGGACCGGGCAGCUGCCCAGCGGCCGUGUGGGUGUUUUCCCCAGCAAUUACGUGGCCCCAGUGACCCCCGCCGCACCUGCGAGCCUCCAGCUGCCCCAGGAGAUCCCCUUCCACGAGCUGCAACUGGAGGAGAUCAUUGGGGUGGGGGGCUUUGGCAAGGUCUACCGUGCCCUGUGGCGUGGCGAGGAGGUGGCAGUGAAGGCUGCCCGGUUGGACCCUGAGAGAGACCCGGCAGUAACAGCAGAGCAGGUGCGCCAGGAGGCCCGGCUCUUCGGAGCUUUGCAGCACGCCAACAUCAUUGCCCUUCGGGGUGCCUGCCUCAGCCUCCCACACCUCUGCUUGGUCAUGGAAUAUGCCAGAGGUGGUGCACUGAGCAGGGUGCUGGCAGGACGCCGGGUGCCCCCUCAUGUGCUCGUCAACUGGGCUGUGCAGGUCGCACGGGGCAUGAACUACCUACACAAUGACGCCCCAGUGCCCAUCAUCCACCGGGACCUCAAGUCUAUCAACAUCCUUAUUUUGGAGGCCAUCGAGAACCACAACCUCGCAGAUACGGUGCUCAAGAUCACAGACUUCGGCCUCGCCCGUGAGUGGCACAAGACCACCAAAAUGAGUGCUGCGGGGACUUACGCCUGGAUGGCUCCGGAGGUUAUCCGCCUCUCCCUCUUCUCCAAAAGCAGUGAUGUCUGGAGCUUCGGAGUGCUGCUCUGGGAGCUGCUGACAGGGGAGGUCCCCUACCGAGAAAUCGAUGCCUUGGCCGUGGCAUAUGGCGUGGCUAUGAACAAGCUGACGCUGCCCAUCCCCUCCACGUGCCCCGAGCCCUUUGCCCGCCUGCUAGAGGAAUGCUGGGACCCAGACCCCCAUGGGCGGCCAGACUUUGGCAGCAUCUUGAAGCGACUCGAAGUCAUCGAACAGUCAGCCCUGUUCCAGAUGCCCCUGGAGUCCUUCCAUUCACUGCAGGAAGACUGGAAGCUGGAGAUUCAGCACAUGUUCAAUGACCUCCGGACCAAGGAGAAGGAGCUGCGGAGCCGGGAGGAGGAGCUGCUGCGGGCAGCACAGGAGCAGCGCUGCCAGGAGGAGCAGCUGCGGCGGCGUGAGCAGGAGCUGGCGGAGCGCGAGAUGGACAUUGUGGAGCGGGAGCUACACCUGCUCAUGUGCCAGCUGAGCCAGGAGAAGCCCCGGGUCCGCAAGCGCAAGGGCAACUUCAAGCGCAGCCGCCUGCUCAAGCUGCGGGAAGGCAGCAGCCACAUCAGCCUGCCCUCUGGCUUUGAGCACAAGAUCACAGUCCAGGCCUCUCCAACUCUGGAUAAGCGGAAAGGAUCAGAUGGGACCAGCCCCCCUUCCAGCCCCAGUGUCAUCCCCCGGCUAAGGGCCAUUCGCUUGACCCCAGUGGACAGUGGUGGUGGCGGCAGCAGUGGAAGCAGCUGUGGUGGCAGCGGAACCUGGGGCCGCAGUGGACCCCCAAAGAAGGAAGAACUGGUUGGAGGCAAGAAGAAGGGCCGAACGUGGGGACCCAGCUCUACGCUGCAGAAGGAGCGGCUCGGUGGAGAGGAAAGGCUGAAGGCCCUGGGGGAAGGCAGCAAGCAGUGGUCCUGCAGUGCCCCCAACUUGGGCAAGUCCCCCAAACACAUACCCAUUGCCCCAGGCUUCGCCAGUCUCAACGAGAUGGAGGAGUUCGCGGAGGCAGACAGUGGCAGCGUGCCUCCUUCUCCCUACGCCACCCCGUCCUACCUCUCGGUGCCGCCUCCUGAGCCCUCCCCUGGGACCACGCCACCCGCGCGCUCAGGCCAUGGUCCCCGGCGGCGCUGCGAGCUCGCCCUGCUGGGCUGCGCCUCGCUGCUGGGCGCUGUGGGCCUGGGUGCCGAUGUGGCGGACGCGCGGGCCGCAGAUGAGGAGCAGCGGCGCUGGCUCGAUGGUUUCUUCCCCCGAGCUGGCCGCUUCCCCCGCGGCCUCAGCUCCCCCGGACGCCGCCCUGGCCCCGCACCCGGCCUCGUGUCCUCGGCCACCCUUGUGUCCCUGUCCUCUGUGUCUGAUUGCAACUCCACGCGUUCGCUACUGCGCUCCGACAGCGACGAGGCCGCCCCGUUGGCACCCUCGCCGCCCCCCUCGCCCCCAGCGCCCACACCAUCACCCAGCACCAACCCCCUGGUGGACUUGGAGCUGGAGAGCUUCAAGAAGGACCCUCGCCAGUCCCUCACGCCUACCCACGUCACAGCAGCACACUCCGUGAGCCGGGGACAUCGGCGGACACCGUCGGACGGGGCGCUGGGGCAGCGGGGGGCACCCGAGGCCCUGGGUCAUGGCCCUGGCCCUCGAGACACCCUGGACUUCCCUCGCCUGCCUGACCCCCAGACCUUGUUCCCAACCCGACGCCGACCUCCAGACUUCCCUGGCCGCCCUACCACCCUCAUGUUUGCCCCACGCCCCCGGCCGGCAGCCAGCCGCCCCCGCCUGGACCCCUGGAAACUGGUCUCCUUUGGCCGGACACUCAGCAUCUCACCUCCCAGCAGGCCAGGCACCCCAGAGAGCCCCGGGCCCCCCAGCGUGCAGCCCACGCUGCUCGACAUGGAUAUGGAGGGGCAGAGCCAGGACUGCACCGUGCCGCUGUGUGGGGCUCACAGCGCCCGCUGACGCCUGCCCACCACCCCGCCUGGGCAGCCAUGAAUGUAGUGCCCCAGGCCCACCCAGCCCACUGUGCCACUAGGUGGGGGUGGCCCCAGGCAGGAUACACUAUUUAUUGGGGAAGGGAAGAAGGGGACCACUUAAUUUAUUCCUUUGUACCUGCAGCAAGGGGGGUGGAGUGGGCAGGGCUACUCAGGGACAGGGCAUCAUGGGAAUUUGGCACAAAAUGCAGCAUUAAAGGUGACCCCUGCCCCCUA
Messenger RNA from Elephantulus edwardii (Cape elephant shrew), 3311 nucleotides. RefSeq names its product mitogen-activated protein kinase kinase kinase 10 (gene MAP3K10). Lineage: Eukaryota; Metazoa; Chordata; Mammalia; Macroscelidea; Macroscelididae. The record is from RefSeq and is a predicted model, not a curated record. The coding region runs from base 265 to 3063 and encodes 932 amino acids. Gene Ontology annotation, biological process: protein phosphorylation; positive regulation of apoptotic process. Gene Ontology annotation, molecular function: ATP binding; protein binding; JUN kinase kinase kinase activity. The transcript is spliced from 10 exons.